Bursaphelenchus xylophilus (pine wood nematode) is the source of this 1280-nucleotide messenger RNA. The record is from the annotation of a GenBank genome assembly. Lineage: Eukaryota; Metazoa; Nematoda; Chromadorea; Rhabditida; Aphelenchoididae.
AUGCGGUUCUUGAGGGUUUGUUUCCUUGUGUUGGCUGCGACCAUCGGCAGCGCUGUCGAGUACAAAAGCGGUAUGUAGGGAUAAGAUUCAUAUAUGGGGCAUUGUAGAUGAUGGAAUCAUAACCGUCACGAUUGGCGAGAAAAACGCGACAAACGUCGAGCUAGCCUUAAAUUUCGACGAAAAUGACGUUUAUGUGUUUGGGCCAGCAUGUAAAAACGCCGAUACGUGCACAACACGAUAUCACAAUGUGUACGAUCCAUCGUAAGUGUAAUAAUUCAAAUUUAGAAGAGGUCCGAGCUCAUACGAAUUGAAUAUUUUUAGCAAGGACUCGAAGAAAGUGUCUAAAAAGAGCACUUACGGACCUUAUGAAUACUCUCAAUACGAUGACGUUCAAGUCGCGGUAAGUCACUUGAAUACGUAGACGUCCAUGUAGGGUGAAGUAUUGAUUUACGGGUUCUUUUUCAGAUCGGAGACGUCAAAACACCACUAUCCGUAAAUGUUAUCACUGGACUGAAAGAAGAUGCAAAUAUCACCGAUGCUUCUGUUGAUGGGAGUCUUGGACUUGGGAUUGCACAAGGUGAAAAUUCAACAUUCUCAAAGCUGGUUUCUGCCAAUGGCAACAGCUCUUACUUGUUAAUCAUAGGCGGAAAUCCUAAGGUGAGGCGUUAAUGGAAACAUGAUAACAAAAAGGUUUAGACAAAGAGCUCAAAAGGCAAGAUCGUCGUAGGAGAACAAGAUAACGUCGCAUGUGGAGCGUUCAGUUCUGUAACUACUGAAACUGCGACCAAAUGGGUCAUCAAGACAAAGUAAGCCUGUUAGCAUUUUAGUCAUUUUAAUUUAAAAAAAAAGACAUUGAUCAUGAAAAUUUAUUUUACUUCAGAGCCACUUUUGAGAAGGAUCCCAUUGAUGUUACCGUGAAUUUCGGUUUCGGAUCUCUCGCAUUCAGUAGCAACAUAACCGAACGAUUCUACAAGGCGGACAACAUUAAGCAAAAGGAUUACGAUGAGUUCAAGGAUAUCACUAUCCAGGUGAAAAACAUCACUGUGACCAUCACCAAAGACCUUCUUUAUAAAAAGGUCGGAGACAAGUUCCAGAAACGGUUCAUUACAUCAGUUGACGAUAUAUCACUCUCACGGGAAGUUUUGAACAACUACUGCGUCAGACUCGAAAAGGACGGCUCCACAUACAGCGUUGGGGUUGGCGAGCGCAAGAACUCAGUGGGCGUCAUCAUGGCCAGCCUUGGAAUGAUUUCAUUUAUGUUGUCUUUGUUGCGGUUGUAA